Messenger RNA from Psylliodes chrysocephalus, 348 nucleotides. The record is from the annotation of a GenBank genome assembly. NCBI's taxonomy places the organism in Eukaryota, Metazoa, Arthropoda, Insecta, Coleoptera, Chrysomelidae.
AUGAUGAAUAAGCAACAGAUUAAAAUUAAUGUCAGUUCUGAUAAAGAAUAUAGAAAAUUAACAGCUCUAAUAAAUGGGAAUAACUUCAAAUGGAACAGAGACGAGAACAGAGCUACCAGAUCCAUUAAAGUAAUGGUAAGAAAUUUGUACCCGACAACUUCUGCAAAAUAUAUCGCCGAAGAAUUAAAGGAAAGUGAUUUCAAGAUUAAGGAAGUAAUUCAGAAACUUAAGAGAACCACACUCAAUAAUAAAAUUGAAUAUAUUAGUCUGACAUUAUGUAUGCUAGUAUUUAAUCAUACCGAGGAUAUUAACAAAAUUUACAAUAUGCAGCAUCUAAAGUUAAAAUAG